Thalassophryne amazonica is the source of this 4133-nucleotide messenger RNA. RefSeq names its product FH2 domain containing 2 (gene fhdc2). The record is from RefSeq and is a predicted model, not a curated record. Lineage: Eukaryota; Metazoa; Chordata; Actinopteri; Batrachoidiformes; Batrachoididae. The transcript has 12 exons. Bases 199 to 3477 code for a protein of 1092 amino acids.
GUGAAACUUUGAGGAGUUUGAGAGAAAAGAGGAGGACCGCAGGAGAAGCCGCAAAAACACCGGCGAGCACCGAGGAGGACAAACAGGAGGUUUUCGUGCCGUUUCUGGAAAUGCUGGAAUUAACCGACCUUUAAACUCAUGUGGAGCUGAAGAAGGCCUCACUGAUUCAGCAGAGACUAGACUCUUGUUGCUGUCUCUAUGCUCAUCAACCUGACAGUGGCCGUCAAGGAACCCCGCGACUUUCAUGGGACUCAAGCUACCUGCCUCACCAGAGGGCCGGACACUGUGGGAGUGAUAGUUAUGGAUUCGCUUCCGGUAGUGACUGCACCUCCACCACCUCUGGUAACGCCACCACCACCGCAACCACCACCACCCCCGCCACCCCCGCUGCCGCCUCCCCUGCCUCCAUCCUCCACCUCAGCUAUUAGCCAUGCAGGCGGCGCCCAUCAGAGCUGCCUCAGGAAGCUGAACUGGGAGCGUAUCCCCAAAGAGAAGGUGGAGGGGAGGAAGAGCGUGUGGAGCGGUGCGGUGCCAGGCGAGGACGAGUUUCCCAUAGACCUCCAUUCUUUGAACGAGCUGUUUGGUCAAAAAGACAGUAAGCCUCGAAACAGAACCAACACUCUGAGACGCCGGUCUUCUCUGCUGGCCUGCAGAUCCCCUCAGGACAGCACCGAGAAGAUCUCCUUAUUAGACUCCAAACGCAGUAUGAACAUUGGAAUAUUUCUGCGGCAGCUCAAGAUACCGGCUAAGGAGAUUAUUGAUGAUAUCCGGCAGGGUGCUGGUGACCGUUACGGAGCAGAGAAGCUCACAGAGCUCGGCAAAUUGCUGCCUGACAAAGAAGAGGAAUCUCGUCUGAAGAGGUUCAGCGGGGAGCACAACUGGCUGGGAGAGCCCGAUCUCUUUAUGCUGCUUCUGGUGGAAGUGCCCAGUUUUCGGCUGCGCCUGGAUGCCAUGAUUCUGCAGCAAGAGUUCGACCCAGCUGUGACCUCUCUGUGUGUGGCAGCCAGAUGUCUGAGGGAGGCAGCCAGAGAACUGCUGAGUUGUCCUGAACUGCACUCCAUCCUGCGCUUGGUGCUGAAGGCAGGAAACUAUAUGAACGCUGGUGGAUAUGCUGGAAACGCUGCUGGUUUCCGAAUUGCAUCGCUGCUAAAGUUGGCCGACACCAAAGCUAACAAGCCGGGCAUGAAUCUGCUGCAUUUUGUUGCUAUGGAAGCUGUGAAAAAGGACCAGAGUAUACUGUCAUUUCCAGACCAACUGGGCCAUGUUGGCUCUGCCGCCAGGUUGUCUGAGGAGUCUGUGUUGGAUGAGUUAUCAAAGUUAAAAAGCAAAGUAGUGCUUCUGAAGGCAAACCUCCACACUGAGCCAGAGAUUCUGAAGCAUGCACAACCUUUCUUGGAGGUGGCUGAGGAGCGCCUGAAGGGUGCCGAGGAUGAGGUGGAGGGCAUGAGGAUGUCCAGUCAGGCUUUGGUGGAGUUCUUCUGUGAGGAUGACAGCACCUUCAAACUAGAGGAGUCUUGCAGGGUCUUCCAUUUGUUUUGCCACCGCUUCCAAAGAGCUGUCCAGGAGAAUGCGGAGAGAGAGGUGAAGGAGCAGAAACGGCUUGAGCGUCAAUGUGAGAUAGGGGAAAAGCGUCGCUCUUUGGCUGUUUGUACGGGGCUGGAACAUGGCCUAAGCUUUGCCCGAGAUCCCCACAGUCAGGACAGGCAGGAUGAGCUGGAGAAAAUCCUACAGAAAAACUUGAGCCACACAUGGGGUCGACGUAGCCUGAGAACUUCUGACCCCCAGAGGUACUCCCACCGCCUCAGGAGCUUCACCGAGCUGGGCAGUAGUCCAACUUCAGCCAGUAUUCAUUCUAGCAGUUCUUCUGACUGCGAGACCACCCCUGUGCCUUGUAGCUCCCCAGAAACAGACAGGAAUGGAAGGUGUUCCCCAACUGAGCAUGAACCAGCUGUAGAUAGAAAGAGCAAGACUCAACUACAUCAAUACCAAACAUCCAAUAGAGCCGCGAAACUGAUUCAGGACUCUCAUGUUGCUACAUUUAGUCAUUCUCAGCAUGGAAGGAGCUUCUCAGUUAAGCAACACGGGGCCGAGACCAUCUCUUACAUGCUGGAAAGCCAACAGACAAUAGAAACAAAGGAAGCAGCAGAUACGUCACGUGGACACAUUUCUUCAACAACCACAGAAUCAUUACAGAUCUCCUACACAAAUUCUUCUGCUGUAAUCACUGCUGCCCAUGUCCAGUGUGUUCAAAACCCAACCCCUGCUUUUAGAUGUAGGCUUGGCCUGUCAGGGACAGACAAUGAUCAAUCUCUUCAGAUUAAAGCUAAUGGCGGUUCUCUUAAUGAGUCUACACGUAUGACUGGAAUAAUGUCUACGAAUGAUGCUAGAACUGAGUCAAUCUACCAGGGCUCGGAGACUGACACACAUCCAUCCACAGAUCCUCUGAAUGGGGUCCAGUUGCAAAAAGAGGAGAUACAGACAGUUACAGUCACAGUUAGUGCUGCAGUGCCUUUGCUUGAUACACCUUUUAUAAAAGAGAACGAUACAGACGUGACUUUAAUGCCUUUGGAAAAGUGGAUGCCCUCCAGUUUACCAGACUGCAGCCAGUCUCAGCCAGAGGAGCGCUCUGAUUUGCAAAAUCCAGAGAGAAAGAUGACCAGAUCAUACUCUCGUGUGGGUGAAAUGUUGGAGUGCUGCACUCUGGUCAGAGGCCUUCGAUCCUAUGAUGUCUUGUCACCUCCGGUUUCUCCCAUUCAAAGACCCGCACCAAGCCUUUGCUCAAAGUGGAGGAAAGAAAGGGAGGCUGACCUUCGAGAAGGGGCCACUCCGAGGUCUCCUGUAUCAAAGGAGGAAACUCAAACAGUGAAGCUUCCUGUACGGAGCGGAAUUGGAGCCAAGAGAGGACUUGUUUUGCGUGCAGGUCCAUCCAAUGGCACAGGCAUUCCCAGAUUGCGUUCCAGAACUGAGGCUUCAAAUGGUGUCCCAGUUCCUGCAAACCUACCGAGUUCACCUCAGGCCAGCCGCCUGUCCUCUCCCCGCAGCGUGUCCAUGCACUCGUCUCCUAUCACACGGCCUGUUACCAUUCAAACUGAGGUAAAACGGAGUAAUAGCACACGGAAGACACACACUGUAAGUGAGGGACAGGCUGCAGUUAAGUCCAUCAACAGCAGCAGGACCUCAGAAACACCAGGACCAGAGAAGGUCUCAGGAAACAACCAGGGAGCUUUUGUUAGAGGAACUCCUCUUCGUGUAUCCAAACGAGUCGCCCCAAAAUCUGAGACUCGGAUUGCAUCCCAGUCUCGCACAACCCACUGCCCGUCUUCUGCUGCAGCUAAGACCAUACGCACCGCUGUCAUAUCUGCAGCCCGAAAUAAAACUGCCAAGGCAACGAGCACAAGCUCCACACCUGCUAACUCUAAAAUCCCUACAACCACACGUAUCCCUGGUCCCAAAAUAUCUCGACCUGCCACAGCUUAACUGAUGUGACGGUGAUGGAAGUGAGAAAGAACUUCUACAGUGCAACCUGACAUUUUAUACCUUUGUGUAAAAUGUGUGUUUUGUACCAAGUGUUUAAAAGUUUGACUUAGUUGAGAUGGAUGUGCAAUGAAAGCAGCACCAUCACGCGUUCACCCACAGUAGUAGAUCUUUUAAAUUCUACCUCUAUUUACAUCCGUGUCCUGUGCAGGCAACAGGACAAAAGAUGUAUCUUUUCUACAUAUGAAUGCGUCUAUCAGUAAAAUUCAUGCAGCUGAAUGAACUCCCCUUUGUUGCAGGUGAAAGCAAAAUAAUGCUGUUUAUGAAAACGGUUCAUUCUGGAAAAUGUUUCAUUCUUUUUGAGAUAUCUUUGUAAUUUUACAAAACGGUCAAAACAACUUUAUACAGUGCCUUUUCUGCAACGUAUAUUGUCACACUUGAUUGCCUUACGGUCCAAACUAGUGGUACAAUUUGGAAUUGUUUUGUCUAGUGGUCUCAUGUUUGUGAUGCACUUUACAAAUUCAGAAAGAGGCCGUGUGGACAAAAUUGCUGUAAUGUCUUUUGCAAUUUUUAUUUUGGAUUAUUGUAUAAGUUUAUUGAAGAGUUUUGAUUGCUAUUCACUGCAAUAUGUGCGUCUGUAAAUGAGAGAGAAAAUAAAG